Melitaea cinxia (Glanville fritillary) is the source of this 1493-nucleotide messenger RNA. It is a transcript of the gene cn, whose product is annotated as kynurenine 3-monooxygenase. Gene Ontology annotation, biological process: NAD+ metabolic process; quinolinate biosynthetic process; L-tryptophan catabolic process. The transcript has 10 exons. Gene Ontology annotation, cellular component: mitochondrial outer membrane. The coding region runs from base 1 to 1386 and encodes 461 amino acids. Gene Ontology annotation, molecular function: NAD(P)H oxidase H2O2-forming activity; kynurenine 3-monooxygenase activity; FAD binding. Lineage: Eukaryota; Metazoa; Arthropoda; Insecta; Lepidoptera; Nymphalidae. The record is from RefSeq and is a predicted model, not a curated record.
AUGGCGUUGCAAAAUGGGAAUUCAAAAAAAUUGGACGUCGCUGUUGUUGGGGGAGGCUUGGUGAUACAAGCAGUCUUGUGGUUUUACUGUAUAUUGUUACAGGUCGGAUCUCUUGAAGCCAUAUAUUUAGCUAAAAGGGGACACCAUGUCUCCCUCUACGAGUAUCGUGAAGAUUUAAGAAAAACUCCACACGUUCGGGGUCGUUCCAUUAACUUGGCACUGUCGGUGCGCGGCCGCAAGGCUUUAAAAGGUGUAGGUGUUGAAGACCAUAUGGUUAACGAACAUGGAAUUCCUAUGAGGGCCAGAAUGAUACAUCGACCAGAUGGCACCACGUACCCAAUUCCUUACGAUGCGAGAACUAAUCAGUGCAUUUAUUCUGUGGGAAGAAAUUAUUUAAACAAUGUACUAUUAAAAGAAUCGGAAAAUUAUGAUAACGUGAAAAAAUAUUUUAAUCACAAAUUACUAAAAGCUAAUUUACAAAAUGGUACGCUGACAUUUUUGAAAACUGAUACAAAAGAGACAGUGGAUGUAACUGCAGAUUUGAUAAUAGGAGCCGAUGGUGCAUUUUCAGCAGUACGCAAGGAAAUGAUGAAACAGCCACUCUUCGAUUUCAGCCAACAGUACAUAGAGCAUGGCUAUUUGGAGUUGUGUAUACCAGCAUCUGAAGACGGUGGAUUUCUGAUGCCGCCUAAUUAUUUGCACAUCUGGCCACGAGGUACUUUCAUGAUGAUCGCUUUGCCGAAUCAAGAUUGUUCUUGGACAGUUACAUUAUUCAUGCCAUUUAAGAACUUUAAGGAAAUAGAUACUGAAGAGAAACUUCUUAGCUUCUUUAAGCAGUACUUCCCUGAUUCUAUACCAUUGAUCGGGGAAAAGAAAUUAAUUGAAGACUAUUUCGGAGGGGCUCCAUCUCCACUUGUUGCUGUUAAGUGCCGUCCGUACAAUGUUAACGACAAGGCUCUAAUAAUAGGCGAUGCAGCACACGCUGUGGUACCUUUUUAUGGUCAAGGUAUGAACGCUGGCUUCGAAGAUUGCUCCAUCUUAGACGAACUUUUCCAGAAACAUCACGAUAAUGUGCCAAGCAUUUUUAAAGAGUUUUCUGAAACUAGAUGGAAGGAUUGCUUCGCGAUUAGUGACUUGGCAAUGUACAAUUACAUAGAGAUGCGUGACCUGGUGACUCGGCCUUCAUAUCGUAUUCGAAAGGCUAUGGAUGAUUUCCUAUUUUGGUUGAUGCCCGAUUUUUGGGUCCCUUUAUACAAUUCUGUUACCUUUACAACAAUGCCAUACAGUCAGUGUGUGAAAAAUCGCGAAUGGCAGAACAAGGUGCUCGUCUUCGCAGUCGUGUUUAUAUUUUUAUUCGUUUCAAUUAUUUAUCAUUAUUCUAGAUAAGUUUUAAGAUAUUUAGAAAAUUCUAUUCAAUAUGAAAUUGUCUUAUGAAAUAAUUAUUGAAUUUAAGACAGUGAAUAAACUAAUGUAUUAAAUAAAUAUGUGAUGUU